GCGCGCUUUCGAAAGUCCCUUCCCUUCCCCUGGUACAUUCCGCCCGCUCCGGGCCGCGCGCCCAGCCGGUGCCCUCGAGUCCGCCCCCAGGGCCUCCUCCGGGACGCGGCGGGAGCCCCGGGGCCGCACAGCCAUGAGGAGGACCCGCGAGGAGGUGGACGCGACGCUCCAGAUCGCCAAGCUGAACGCGGCCGAGCUGCUGCCGGCCGUGCACUGCCUGGGCUUCGGCCCCGGGGCCGGCGCCGCCGCCGGCGACUUCUGCCUGCUGGAGCUGGAGCCCUCGCUGUGCCAGCAGCUGGAGGCCGGGCACAGUCUUGUGAUUCGUGGUGAUAAAGACGAGCAGGCUGUGCUGUGCAGUAAAGACAAAACGUAUGACUUGAAAAUAGCAGACACUUCCAAUAUGUUGCUUUUCAUUCCUGGUUGUAAAACUCCUGACCAGCUGAAGACGGAAGAAACACACUGUAACAUUAUUCAUACUGAGAUCUUUGGUUUUUCUAAUAAUUAUUGGGAAUUAAGAAGAUGCAGACCUAAAUUAAAGAAGCUAAAGAAGCUUUUGAUGGAAAAUGCCUACGAAGGACCUGACAGUCAAAAAGAGAAGGAUUCCAAUCAUUCAAAAUAUACAACUGAAGAUUUGCUUGAUCAAAUUCAGGCAAGUGAGGAAGAAAUAAUGGCCCAGUUACAAGUUCUAAAUGCCUGUGAGAUUGAAGGUUAUUGGAGGAUUCUUGACUUUGAUUAUGAGAUGAAACUUCUGAAUCACAUAACUCAGCUUGUGGACUCUGAAUCUUGGUCUUUUGGUAAAGUUCCUUUGAAUACGUGCCUUCAGGAACUUGGACCAUUGGAGCCAGAGGAAAUGAUUGAACACUGCCUUAAAUGUUAUGGAAAGAGAUAUGUAGAGGAAGGCGAAGUUUAUUUUGAAUUGAGUGCUGAUAAGAUAUGCCGAGCGACAGCACAGAUGCUGCUUCAGAAUGCAGUGAAAUUUAAUUUGGCCGAGUUUGAGGAAGUGUGGCAACAGAGUGUUCCUGAAGGAAUGAUCACCACGCUUGAUCAACUUAAGGGUUUAGCCUUGGUGGAUAGACAGUCAAGACCAGAAAUCAUAUUUUUGCUAAAAGUAGAUGAUCUACCUGAGGAUAAUCAAGAACGUUUUAAUAGUCUCUUCUCCCUAAGGGAAAAGUGGACAGAAGAAGACAUUGCUCCGUAUAUUCAGAGGAAUUGUAACCUGACACGCUGACAGCCGAGCUGCGGUUCCCCCUCGUCCUAACCCAUCUGCCACGUCUCCGUUAACAGCACUGCCAUGGAUCCAGUGACUCCAGCGAGAAGUCCAGUUGUCUUUUCUUCCCUCACCCCCUGGUUCAAACUAUGAGCAAAUCCUAAUGGAUCAUCCAGUACCUGCCUCUGAAUUAGUCUCCCUACUUAUACUUUUUCCUCUUCCCCUCUCCCCGUUUUUAAACUUUUUAUUUUAGAAAUCUUUAAACAUUCAGAAAUGACAAUGUAACAUAAUGAACCUUCCAUGUACUCAUCAGUCAGCUUCCAUAAUCACCUCACUGCCUCCAUUAUUUACAACUCAGAUCACAUUCUGUUUUUCCAUUCAUUAAAACCCUCCUGGGGGCUUCCCUUUAUACUUAGAAUUAAAUCACAAUUGCUUUCCAUGUUCUUUAAGGCCUUAUAUGAUCUUGCCCUGGCUCCCUUCUCCAGCUCACGUUCUUUUGUUCUUCCUUCCCUGUAUAUGUUCUAGUUAUAGCCAUCUCCUCUUUGGGGUACAGAAAAGGAAGCUAAAGUUGAGGGAGGAUAGGUAACCUAGGCAUGCACACACAGGUGGCCUAUAAUCCAGGGUCUCUGUGUGUAGACCUUCCUAUAUCACAUGGCUUGUGUUUCUAAUUUAGAGGCCAUGUAAUAGAAUGGGGCAAAAAAAAAAGUGACUCAGGAGCCAUGCAGACCGGGCAGCAAAAUUUGUUUCCAUCCUUUGCUGCCUGAGCUCGUUUCCUCAUAUCUAACGUGGGGCUAAAUAAUAAAUGACUUGUACUCUUUCUGUGAAGGCCAAACGAGAUAAUACAUGUAAUGUACCUAGUUCAAGUCAGGCUUAGCAACCACUCCCUACCCUGUCUCUCCCACAAACACAUCCUUAUGCUUGUUAGAAAGAAUGCUUUUGAUGAGAGAGAGAGAAAAAUAACUAGCAUUGCAAAUAUUAUGUUAUGUUCCCUAAUAUAUUCAUGCUAUUUACUUAUUUUUUUUAUUGUUC
This is a messenger RNA of Suricata suricatta (meerkat), 2236 nucleotides long. It is a transcript of the gene DSCC1, whose product is annotated as DNA replication and sister chromatid cohesion 1. Gene Ontology annotation, cellular component: Ctf18 RFC-like complex; chromosome, centromeric region; nucleus. Lineage: Eukaryota; Metazoa; Chordata; Mammalia; Carnivora; Herpestidae. Bases 134 to 1228 code for a protein of 364 amino acids. The record is from RefSeq and is a predicted model, not a curated record. The transcript has 9 exons. Gene Ontology annotation, biological process: maintenance of mitotic sister chromatid cohesion; mitotic sister chromatid cohesion.